Colletotrichum gloeosporioides is the source of this 1875-nucleotide messenger RNA. Its product is annotated as Senecionine N-oxygenase. The record is from RefSeq and is a predicted model, not a curated record. The transcript is spliced from 6 exons. Gene Ontology annotation, molecular function: N,N-dimethylaniline monooxygenase activity; NADP binding; flavin adenine dinucleotide binding. NCBI's taxonomy places the organism in Eukaryota, Fungi, Ascomycota, Sordariomycetes, Glomerellales, Glomerellaceae. The coding region runs from base 1 to 1875 and encodes 624 amino acids.
AUGAAGUCGAUGAAAGUUGCCAUCAUCGGCGCCGGCGCCUCUGGUCUCGUUACUGCCAAGUACCUAAGCCAGGCCAAGCAAUAUUUCGGCGUGCCUGAGAUUGAAAUUCGGAUCUUCGAGCGGGAGAAAAGUAUAGGAGGCGUGUACAGGCACAAGGUGUACGAGGAUGCAGAAAUGGUUUCCUCCAAGUACCUGACGGCAUUUUCGGACUUCAGGGUCGCCAAAGAACUUCCGGAUUUUCUUCCGAUGGAAGAGUAUGUGCGCUAUCUUGAAGCGUACUGCACCAAGUUCGGACUCUGGGACUUGAUCGAGACCCAGACUGAGAUUGUUCAAGUGUUACGACUUACUCAGGGGAGCCACAGAGUCUUCUACAAGCGUCAUGUCGGCAAAAGCGCUGGCGGUGAUGACGAAGCCAGACCUGAAGAGUUGUCUUGGGACUGUGACGCAGUCGCUAUCUGUUCUGGUUUGAACAAUAUCCCGUCGAUACCUGCUAUCGAAGGCUUGGAAAACGUGUCGUCUGUACUCCACUCUUCGGAGGUCAAGAGCAGACGUCAAUUCGGCGAAAACACGUCAGUGAUGAUUCUGGGAGCGGGCGAGACUGCAAUGGAUUUGGCUCACUUGGCCGUCACCUCGAACGCUAGGGAGGUGGUGAUGUGCCACAAAGAUGGGUUUUACUGCGCCAAGAAGGUACUGCCAAUCCCGGUAGUGAUGAGGGUUGUGAAACCAGCUCCUUAUCAGAAGCCAGUAGACACGGCCAUCGCCAGUAUCCUAGAUACAGCAUACCUGCCAGAGAGACUACAGCAUUCUCAACUUCCAUGGUUCUUGUAUGACAAGACCCUGAAGUUCCUUCAUUUAAUAUCAGGGGGAACCCUCGCAGGCCCUGACCAAUGGGUUGGCCAAAUAGAAGGAGACCGAAACAACGCCGAUUCCCUGUUUCUUGUCAAGUCAGAUCGCGCACUCCCAUAUCUUAAUGAAGGUCAUCGCGCAACAGACCUUCUCUCCCGCAUUCGAGCAUUUGUAAUGAAUGUUGAGCUGAAGGAUACCGGGGGAAGAAAGAUUAUGACCGCACCUUGGCCCAUCUCGUUCACAAAAUCUGGGACUGCAAUCUUUCCCCGCAGUGAAAGACUCGACCAGAAGGAAGCGACUUCGAAGGUGUUGCGGCCGGACCUGCUUGUGCUCGCUACAGGAUAUGCUCGCCGCUUUGAUUUCUUAGGGGAGGAUUACCCGAAACCAGAUGAUUUGAACAUUCGUGGCGUAUGGAGACGUGGGGAUGUGACAGCUGGGUUCAUUGGCUUCGUACGGCCUGGGAUAGGUGCCAUACCCCCGCUCGCAGAGUUGCAAGCACAGCUCUGGGUCUUCAAUCUCCUUCGUCACAAGUAUCCGCAGCAGAUUCUCUCGCCUUCCGAGUACGCAGAUUCCGUAGCUCACUACGAAGUUGACUAUGCCCUCAAAGCACGAGGCGGCCAUGACUUCUUCAAGGUCAAGCACGGAGUUGAGCAGGAAUCGUACGCAUACCAGCUUGCCCUCGAUAUGGGUGCCGCCCCAACGUUCACCUUCAUGAGACGCCAGGGUUUCAAGGCAUUCUUGACAUGGGCCAUGGGAUCCAACUUCAACAGCAAGUUUCGUCUUGUAGGACCGUGGAAGUGGGAGAAGGGAGCUCUGGACAUCAUGCGCGGAGAGCUGUUCGAUGUGGCGAAGCAGACCGGAGGCGGAGUGUUCUUCACCACCUACACAUUGUUCCCGAUAAUUGUUCUUGGAGUUUUGACGAUCGUUCUGCAUAUGAUCGCUGGCGUUCUCCGGCUGAUGGGCAUGGAAGAAAGGGCGAAGGUUGUCUUGGGUUCCGGAAACGUUCCCAGACGCGAAGGCGAUGAUUGA